UGCAAGGACAUCAACGCACAGAACUGAGCACCAGCCACGUGCUGCUCUACAUGGAGCAGCUGGAAGGAUAUCACCACAUCCACCGCACAGAACUGAGCACCAACCACGUGCUGCUCUACAUGGAGCAGGUGAGCAAUGUGACUCAGAGCUUCUCCUUCGCGGUGGAGCAGGACUUCCCCGUGCAGAGCCUGAAGCCAGCACUGGUGAAAGUCUACGAUUACUACGAGACGGAUGAAUUUGCCAUCGCUGAAUACAGCGCCCCCUGCAGCAAAGUGGGAGCCGAGCAGAGCAACAUGUGAGGGAUGGAGUCGUGUUCCGAGCCUCCCGCGUCCCACCUGCUUAGCCCCUGUGCAGGCUGAGGCGGUUGGAUGGAGCGACAGAAAGAAAACAGCAGCAAGAGGGAAACAAAUAUUACUAAUAAAUGAAUUCACCAACCUGACCAAUGGCUCCUGGCCUCUCUGUUCCCAGCCCCCUUAUCCCUGUUCAGCCCCAGAUCACAGCUUCACCCAGGACUUCUCAGGCCAAGGUGUGUCCCAUCCAGCUAGGCCUCUGCCCUGCGCAGCCAGCUGGGGUAAGGGUCUGGGGGAAAAGAUCUGCUAAGCACCAUUGUGUCCAAUAGCCCUCACCUUUUCCAGUUAGCGACUAGUGCGGGAUGUUCCUUACUUGUAAACAUGAACUGUGGGACUGUAGAGAGUCUCUGCCCACUACAGGAUGGAAACAGAAAUACUCAGCUGUGUGCCAGGGCCUGAUAUGGCGAACAUGUAAUGGGGUCUCCUUUGGAUGGAGUGGUCAGGGCCUGGGGAUUUGGAACACCAGCCUGUAAGUUCCAUCCCUGCUGCUCCCAUGAAGUGCCAACUGGCCACAACGCGUAGCAUUUUGACAAGUGGUUUGUCCUAGAAUUGAAUGGCAUGUUUCAGGGAUUUAUAUAAUAUCAGUUGUAAGUGCCUCAGCUAAUGGGACUUCCAAAUCCCUUCCCUUCGGGAAACUACUCCACAGUCUGAGAGCCCCUUCACAGUUAGAAAAUGUUUCCUGAAACGCUCCCCUUUUCUUGGUUUCAGCCCAUUUACUCCUAAUUUUACCUGUUCAAGUCCCCUAAAUAAUGUCCCCUCUUCUUUUGGUAUUUCCCCUAUGACGGGUUGGAUCACAGAAACAGCCUUUGGGGCUGCCACCUGAUGUGCUUCGACUACC
Messenger RNA from Chrysemys picta bellii (western painted turtle), 1188 nucleotides. NCBI's taxonomy places the organism in Eukaryota, Metazoa, Chordata, Testudines, Emydidae. The record is from RefSeq and is a predicted model, not a curated record.